AGAAAAUGAAUCAUAGCGCCUUGCGGUAUACUGAGUUCAUCCUGCAAGGUGUCCCUAAUGGUGAUGGGCAUGACCUCGUGAUAUUCAUCUCCUUUCUCUUGGUGUAUAUUGUCAUCAUUGUAGCCAACCUGACCAUCAUGUUCCUGGUGAAGACUGAGUCCAAUCUCCACAGUCCCAUGUAUUACCUGCUCUGCAUCCUUGCUGGUAUUGACAUAAUCCUCAGUAGUGUGACCAUCCCCAAGAUUUUAGCCAUGUAUUCAUUUCAAUCCAAGAUGAUAUCGCUGGAGGCGUGUGUCACCCAGAUGUUUUUUGUCUACUGCACAGCAUUAAGUGAAUCGACACUUCUGGUGGCGAUGGCCUAUGACCGAUAUGUGGCCAUUUGCCAGCCAUUUAACUACCACAAGCUGAAGCUCCGUUACGUUCUGUCUGCUGUGGCCCUGAUUAUUUUCCUCCGAGCCAUGUUGUUUGUUGCAGUGGCAGCCUUACUGACCCAAGCUACCUACUGCCGUUCCAAUUUUAUCCAGAAUUGCUACUGCAAUUAUGGCUCUCUCUCCAAGCUGGCCUGCCAAGGCGUGACAGUAAGUGAUGCCAUCACCUACCCCCUGUCCUUCCUCAUCACCUUGCCGGACAGUUCCCUCAUCAUCUUCUCUUACUUCAAGAUUUUCAAAGUGGCCUUCCAUGCCGGCCAGGGGGAAGCGCGCAGCAAAGCACUUAAUACCUGCACCAGCCACUGCUGCGUCCUGAUGCUGUUCUACACCAGCGCUCUCUUUGAGUUCACCAUGUACCUGGUCCCCAGCAUCUUCUCUUCCGAACUGCACUUUGUGGUGGCUGUCACGUUCGCUAUCUUCCAACCCGUCUUCAAUCCCAUCAUCUAUGGUGUGAGGACAAAGGAAAUCAGGAAUAGCUUCCUCAAGCUGCUGGGAAGAAGGAGAGUUACAGACGGAUCAUGAACGAGUUCAAAUAAGGGCCGAGUGGUGUUAUCGCUAUACUAUUGGUCUAGAGUCCGAGGUAAUGCUCUGUGGACUGGGGUUCAAAUCUGGAAUUUGAAUUCAGCAAUAACAGCACUGAGAUUAUGGGGAAAAACCAUACAGAUCACUUUAGUGAAGGAUAUGUAUUGCCCACAUUUGGACUGGCUUACAUUGACUUCAGACCCAUAACAGCAUGAAUGAUGUUUCUACUGCUUUUGGGGCAAUUAGCCAUGAGUAAUAAAUGCUGGCCUGGCCAGUGAUACCUACAUCCUAUGAAUGAAUAAAGAAAACACUGCUCUUAAA
Hemiscyllium ocellatum (epaulette shark) is the source of this 1271-nucleotide messenger RNA. RefSeq names its product olfactory receptor 52E2-like. Gene Ontology annotation, molecular function: olfactory receptor activity; G protein-coupled receptor activity. The transcript has a single exon. The coding region runs from base 6 to 950 and encodes 314 amino acids. NCBI's taxonomy places the organism in Eukaryota, Metazoa, Chordata, Chondrichthyes, Orectolobiformes, Hemiscylliidae. The record is from RefSeq and is a predicted model, not a curated record. Gene Ontology annotation, cellular component: membrane. Gene Ontology annotation, biological process: G protein-coupled receptor signaling pathway.